CUGUCAGAAAAUAAUAGGAGCCUCUCCCUAGCAGUCUGCACAAGUGAGGCAGAGUGUGCCCCGCUCGCUUCAGCGCGCUCCUUCAGGCAAUUAUCCUGCAGAGUUUGUCCCCGCUGAUGGCUGCCUUGGGCACAGGAUAGUACUCUGUAGUAUGUGAGUCACACUUCUGCUGUGAGAAUAGUCUGUGUCUGACAACUUUGGAGUGUUUGUGCCCAACAUCGAAUUCUUCUAACAGUCUAUAAUUCAAUAACUAGAUAUUACAGUUUUAGUUAAGAAGCACUAGAUUUCUCUUUUUGCUACCUUUGGCAGGUGUCUCAGAGGAUUUCAUUGUGCUGAAUGCUAUUUUGUUCGCUAUGUGAAGAUACUCACAAUCUCACAAGGCAUCUAAAAGCCUUUUCCACUUCAGUGCUUUAUAACCCAGCCUCUAUAAAUUUUGGUACAUGGAAAGAGAAUCUGGAAACAGUGGUGAAUUGCUUCACUUGGCUAUGACUUUUAUUUAUUGUUCCUCUUGAAAGAAGGAUUUUAUGAACUUUUAUUUGAAGACAGAAUAAAAUUGGUCCUUUCAGCUUGAAGUUCUUCACUUGAGCAAAACAUUUCAGGCGUUUCUAAAACAGUUGUUCCUGCCUCUUUAGCCUAAUCUGGUGAUCUCUUCACUGGGGUGUCCAGGCCAUGAAGUCAGCCCUGGCUAACUGAUAACUGGUAACGAUUACUUACCAACCCAGCAAAUGCUGAUUAUCAAAUCUGAAGGCAGUGGUUCUGCUGACACAAAGGUGGCAGCCCUGAGCCCUAUUCCACCAGCGGCUUCCUAUCCUACCCUGUGCCUUAAACAUGGAAACUGUAGAAAUGAAUAGUGUAUCCUUGAAACGUCCUCGCUCUGAGGAUGAUGUGGCCAAUGCAGAUGAAAUUAAAAGGCAGAAGAUCUUGGAGAACUCUAAGGCAGAGAACGACUCUGGGCAGAGUAUUGAGACUGUAACAGAACAACCCGAGGACAUGAAAAGUCCCAAUGAGGAAAGUGAGGAGCAGGAAGAAGAGGAACUAGAGGAUAGUGAUGAAGAUGGAGAUCCAGAGAGCUUUGCAGACAUGAUGAAGCAUGGACUGACAGAAAGCGAUGUUGGCAUAACUAAAUUUGUUAGCUCUCACAAAGGGUUUUCUGGAAUCUUAAAAGAGAGAUACUCAGACUUUGUUGUCCAUGAAAUAGGCAAAGAUGGACGUGUGAGCCAUUUAGAUGACUUUUCUGUUCCAGUGGAUGAUGAGGACCCAUCAGAAGAAACAUUUACAGUUUUGUCAGAUGAAGACAAGCAGCGUUUAGAGGAGCUCCAGCUUUUUAAGAAUAAGGAAACUAGUGUUGCCAUAGAGGUAGUUGAAGACACCAAAGAAAAAAGAACCAUCAUCCAUCAGGCUGUGAAGUCCUUGUUUCCAGGACUGGAGACUAAAACAGAAGAUAGAGAUGGAAAGAAAUACAUUAUUGCUUAUCAUGCUGCUGGGAAAAAAGCAUUGGCAAAUCCAAGAAAGCACUCUUGGCCGAAAUCUAGGGGAAGCUACUGCCAUUUUGUACUGUACAAGGAGAACAAGGACACUAUGGAUGCCAUCAAUGUCCUAUCCAAAUUUUUAAGAGUGAAGCCAAACAUAUUUUCCUACAUGGGAACUAAAGAUAAAAGGGCUAUAACAGUUCAAGAGAUUGCUGUUCUCAGAAUCACUGCACAAAGGCUUGCUCAUUUGAAUAAAUGUUUGAUGAACUUCAAAUUAGGAAAUUUCAGUUACAAGAACCAUCCACUGAAAUUGGGGGAACUGCAAGGGAACCAUUUCACUGUUGUUCUCAGAAACAUAACAGGUACUGAUGAGCAGAUAGAGCAAGCAAUGCAUUCACUCAGGGAAAUUGGAUUCAUUAAUUACUAUGGAAUGCAAAGAUUUGGAACCACAGCUGUUCCUACUUAUCAAAUUGGCAGAGCUAUUCUGCAGAACAACUGGAAUGAAGUAAUGGAUUUGAUAUUAAAACCACGACCAGGAGCUGAAAAGGGAUACUUAGUCAAAUGCAGGGAAGAAUGGGCAAAGACUAAAGAUCCAGCAGCAGCCCUCAAGAAACUACCUGUAAAAAGGUGCGUGGAAGGACAGCUUCUACGUGGACUCUUAAAGUAUGGAAUGAAGAACAUAAUCUCUGCAUUUGGCAUAAUACCAAGAAAUAAUCGUUUAAUGUAUAUUCAUAGCUACCAGAGUUAUGUGUGGAAUAAUAUGGUGAGCAAGAGAAUAGAAGAAUACGGGCUUAGAGCUGUACCAGGAGAUCUCAUACUUAAAGGAGCCACAGCUGUUCACAUUGAAGAAGGAGAUGUUGAUAACUACACUAUCCAUGAUGUAGUGAUGCCAUUGCCUGGAUUUGAUGUUAUUUAUCCAAAGCAUAAAAUUGGUGAGGCCUACAAGGAGAUGCUGGUAGCUGACAAUCUUGAUAUCAACAACAUGAGGCAUAAAAUCAGAGAUUACUCACUUUCUGGAGCAUACAGAAAGAUUAUCAUUCGGCCUCAGAAUGUCAACUGGGAAGUUGUUGCAUAUGAUGAUCCUAAAAUCCCAUUAUUUACUACGGAUUUGGAUAAACUGGAAGGAAAACCAUUACCAGUUCUCCCUACAGAUGGCAAAUUCAGGGCACUGAAGAUGGAGUUCUCCCUUCCCCCAUCCACUUACGCUACCAUGGCGAUUCGAGAAGUUUUGAAAAUGGACACAAGCAUAAAAAACCAGACACAACUGAAUACUACCUGGUUGCGCUGAAUGAACUGCAGAAUUACUUAAUUUUAACAAAGUGUUUUCUUAUUUACAUGUUCUGUACAAAUCUUUAAAGAGUCACAGUAAGAGAUUUGUAUUUUUUUAAGUUUUUUUAGUGCUAGCAUUUAACUUCGGUAGUCCUUGGCAAGAUGGUGACUGUAAUAUAAUACAGAUUUUAGUGACUGGUGCUUUUUACUGAAUGAGCAAGUUGCUUGAGCUGUAACAUGGUGCAUGCUUAGAAUUUUGCUUAUGAUGGCAUCAGACCUGGAAGAAUGUUUAGCUUGCUUUCUUUGGGCAAGCACUGAAUGUUUUCACGAGUUCAGCCACCCUUGAAGUCUUUUCAAAUACAAUGAAUUACACGGGGAAAGAUGAAUUACAACAAAAUUAAGAUACUGAUGAACAUAUGUAUUGCUGGAGUUUUGCUGGUAGAAUUUGCACUGAUGCAGUAACAGAUUCUGUAAGCAAGGCUUUUGUGUGCUGUAAAGCUGUAACAGCUCUUUUAAAUAGACUCUUUAAAAUCGACUUUUCAUUGAGAAAAUACUUGUAUUUUCCAGAUAAUACCAGUACCAAAGAACAGGUACUAAAAAUAAACUAACCUGAAACUCU
This is a messenger RNA of Onychostruthus taczanowskii (white-rumped snowfinch), 3357 nucleotides long. It is a transcript of the gene PUS7, whose product is annotated as pseudouridine synthase 7. The transcript has 18 exons. Gene Ontology annotation, biological process: pseudouridine synthesis. NCBI's taxonomy places the organism in Eukaryota, Metazoa, Chordata, Aves, Passeriformes, Passeridae. Bases 829 to 2757 code for a protein of 642 amino acids. Gene Ontology annotation, cellular component: nucleus. Gene Ontology annotation, molecular function: RNA binding; pseudouridine synthase activity. The record is from RefSeq and is a predicted model, not a curated record.